AUGGAUAAAGGCGAGGGCUUGUCCGAAAUAUUCGAGGAAUCUUACGACGAUAUUUUCAGCAUUCUCGAAGCACUUGAGGACGGUUCGGAUUGUAACAACAACUCUACAAUGGGCAACGAGAGCUUCGAGUUUCAAAAAUCCGUUUAUAAUAACGGUUCGCCGUUGAGCGGUUUUUUGGAGUCGGAGGCCGAAAUCGAAUUAGCUCCUUCGUCGCCCGGUCGAAAGAGACAAAAGCUCGGUAAUGUGGGCCAGCCUUUAGGUUCGAACGCGGAAGAAGGGCAGCAGCCGAGAGUGUCCCAUAUCACGGUCGAGAGAAAUCGGAGGAAGCAAAUGAACGAGCAUCUAUCCGUGCUUCGUUCUUUGAUGCCGUGCUUUUAUGUCAAGAGAGGCGACCAAGCCUCGAUUAUUGGCGGUGUAAUCGACUACAUAAACGAGUUGCAACAAGUUCAUCAAUCUCUUGAGGCCAAAAGGCAAAGGAAAGCCUAUGUAGACGUCUUCAGCCCGAGGCCCGUCAUAAGCCCGAGGAAGCCCCCAUUGAGCCCGAGGAUGGGCCUGCCCUUAAGCCCGAGGACCCCUCAGCCGAGCAGCCCGUACAAGGCCCGGCUGCACAAUCUGCAGCCCACGGGCUUCUCAAGCCCGGUCGAGCUCUCGCCUUGCAACUCCUCGACUUCUUCCAUUAAUGACAGCGUGAACGAGCUCGUGGCCAGCUCGAAAUCGGCUGUGGCUGAGGUCGAGGUGAAAUUCUGCGGCCCGAACCUGCUGCUCAAGACGGUUUCGGGCCGGGCACCGGGCCGGGUUGUGAAGGUAGUUUCCACUCUUGAGGAGCUCGGGCUUGAAAUACUGAAAGUGAAUAUCAACAUGGUUGAGGAGAAAAUGCUGAAUUCGUUUACUAUAAAGGUUGGGAUUGAGUGCCAGCUCAGCGCAGAAGAAUUGGCCCAGAAGAUUCAGCACAUAUUCCAGCCUAAUUAA
Molecule: messenger RNA, 969 nt
Organism: Striga hermonthica
Lineage: Eukaryota; Viridiplantae; Streptophyta; Magnoliopsida; Lamiales; Orobanchaceae
Source: the annotation of a GenBank genome assembly